AUGUCUGCCGAGGAGGAUCUGAUCGACUACUCCGAUGAGGAGCUGGCCACCAACGAGGCUGCCACCAGCAACGGCAAGAAGGCCGAUGCGGCCGCCUCUCGUAACAAUGUCGACAAGAAGGGAUCCUAUGUCGGCAUCCAUUCCACUGGAUUCCGAGACUUUCUACUGAAGCCGGAGCUUCUUCGCGCCAUCGCCGAUUGCGGUUUCGAACAUCCUUCGGAGGUCCAACAGACCUGUAUUCCCCAGGCCCUGCUUGGAGGUGAUAUCAUUUGCCAGGCCAAGUCGGGUCUCGGCAAGACGGCUGUGUUCGUCCUUACCACCCUUCAGCAGGUCGAGCCCGUGGCCGGUGAAUGCUCUGUCUUGGUCAUGUGCCAUACUCGCGAGUUGGCCUUCCAGAUUCGCAACGAGUAUAACCGUUUCAGCAAGUACAUGCCGGAUAUCAAGACCGGCGUCUUUUACGGCGGUACUCCGAUUCAGAAAGACGCCGAGAUUCUAAAGAACAAGGAGACGCAUCCGCACAUCAUCGUCGGCACUCCUGGUCGUCUGAAUGCGCUCGUUAGGGACAAGUAUCUCCGGCUAUCCAGCGUCCGAAUCUUCGUGCUCGAUGAGUGUGACAAGAUGCUUGACGCUAUCGACAUGCGGCGUGACGUGCAGGAUAUUUUCCGAUCCACUCCGCAACAGAAGCAGGUCAUGAUGUUCUCUGCCACGCUAUCCGACGAAGUGAAGCCGAUUUGCAAGAAGUUCAUGCAGAACCCGACCGAGCACUACGUCGACGAAGACACCAAGUUGACGCUCCACGGAUUGCAACAGUACUACAUCAAGCUCCAGGAGCGCGAGAAGAAUCGCAAGCUCAACGAGCUCCUGGACGACCUCCAAUUCAACCAGGUCAUCAUCUUCGUCAAGAGCACAAUUCGUGCGACCGAGCUUGACAAGUUGCUCCGCGAGUGCAACUUCCCGUCUAUUGCCGUUCACUCGGGUAUCAGCCAGGAAGAACGCAUUAAGCGAUACAAGGAGUUCAAGGAGUUCAACAAGAGGAUCUGCGUGGCCACCGACGUGUUCGGUCGUGGCAUCGACAUCGAGCGUAUUAAUUUAGCCAUCAACUACGAUCUGCCGGCUGAUGCAGACUCGUACUUGCACCGCGUUGGCCGUGCUGGCCGAUUCGGCACCAAAGGUCUUGCCAUCUCGUUCGUCAGCACCGACGCGGACCAGGAGGUACUCAAGUCUGUCGAGAAGCGAUUUGAAGUCGCUCUUCCAGAAUUCCCGAAAGAAGGCAUCGACGCCAGCACCUACAUGGCAUCCUAG
Molecule: messenger RNA, 1302 nt
Organism: Durotheca rogersii
Lineage: Eukaryota; Fungi; Ascomycota; Sordariomycetes; Xylariales; Xylariaceae
Product: ATP-dependent RNA helicase SUB2
Exons: 5
Coding region: 1-1302 (433 amino acids)
Biological process (GO): mRNA splicing, via spliceosome; mRNA export from nucleus
Molecular function (GO): ATP binding; RNA helicase activity; RNA binding
Source: RefSeq, a predicted model, not a curated record